AGUGGUUUCGACAACUUCGUUUGCGUAAGUGACAAUAUUUAAUUAAACAAAUUAAAUUUGCCACGUGUAUUCUUGUUCCUGUCUAAAUGAAUGGAACAGCUGAUAAGCAAGGAAAAUAUACUAAUAUAUUCAAGAAUCAACAGCGAAUCUAAUUAUGAUAAUCACCUGGAAGUAGAAUGAGAUUUGCUUUAGUCAUUAAAUGAACGUAAAUAAUGCUUAGUCAAAAAUGUGGGACUUAAUUGAAAUAGUCCUUCAAAUCCUUAAAGAGUAUUUGGGUAAGAUCUGUUUAAUUGGAUUAUGUUGAUGUUGAUUACUCCCUGUGGCUGACAUGGUGCCUGACCCCAUUGAUGAUCACAUUCCUUCUUCCUGUUGUGAUAUCGUUAUUGCUAUACCUCACAGCCCUAGUACUAUACAUUUAUAAAUUACACAGAACAACUCUGCAAAAUAGCUGGCAAACUGGAGAUAAAUGGGAUGCCAUACGAAAGUUUCUUGCAGUCGCAUGGGAUGCUCAUGGGUGGAUAAUGCAUGGAUACGAAGUGGAAGGUCUCGAGAACAUACCAGAUUCUGGGCCAGGGUUGAUAAUCUACUAUCAUGGUGCAUUACCCAUAGAUAUCUAUUAUCUAUUAGCUAAAUUAUUAUGUGUUAAGGACAGAUUGAUGCACACAGUGGCGGAUCAUUUUCUUUUCAAAUUGCCAGGAUUUAGCGUGGUAAUAGAUUGUAUGAAAAUCAUUCCUGGAACUGUUCAGUCAUGUUCAAAUGUACUAAAAGAGGGUAACCUAUUAGCCAUCUCACCUGGAGGUGUAUUUGAAGCCCAGUUUAGUGACCAUUACAACUUAAUGUGGAAGAAACGAAUGGGUUUCGCAAAAGUAGCAAUCGACGCUAAGGCGCCAAUUAUACCAAUGUUUACAGAAAAUUUACGGGAAGGCUUUCGUAACAUCAGUUUUUGUAAGCGAUUCUUUAUGAAGUUGUACUCAAAAUUGAGGUUUCCAGUGUUGCCUCUAUAUGGAGGAUUCCCAGUGAAGUUUGUGACGCAUAUUGGAAAGCCGAUUCCUUAUGAUCCAAACCUAACCCCUGAAGAACUCCAAGUCAAAGUUGCAAAAGCUAUAGAAGAAUUAAUUGAUAAGCACCAAAGAAUGCCUGGAAGUAUACUUAUGGGCAUUUUAGACAGAAUACCUCAAUUCAGGAAACGAAGCCAAGUAAAAUAUACUCGGAAUUCCAACUCAAAACAUACUAUUGAUAAAUUACAUUCCAGUAUUGCGAAAACGCACAUCGAAUAGUUUUAUUGUGUAAAUUGUGUACUUAAUUUAUUUAAAAUUAUUGGUGAUAGAAAAUAAAUGAAUGUUUAUUAUUGAA
Aethina tumida (small hive beetle) is the source of this 1353-nucleotide messenger RNA. RefSeq names its product transmembrane protein 68. NCBI's taxonomy places the organism in Eukaryota, Metazoa, Arthropoda, Insecta, Coleoptera, Nitidulidae. The record is from RefSeq and is a predicted model, not a curated record. Gene Ontology annotation, molecular function: acyltransferase activity. The transcript is spliced from 6 exons. Gene Ontology annotation, cellular component: membrane. Bases 348 to 1277 code for a protein of 309 amino acids.